UCUUCCUGCUCCUCUCUCUGCCUCUCUCUCCCUCUCUCUCUCUCUCUCUCUCUCUCUCAGUUCAUCAUGGCGGACGCCAGCAGCAACCACGUCCACGUUUUAUUCUCCUUUUCCGUGUUCUCGCGUCCGUCUUCAGUGCCCCUGGGCUCGGGUUAUGAAGUGCUCGUCCAGAAGUUUCUCUCCAUCUACGGACCUCAGAUCGACGUGCACCGCAAAUUUCUAAUUCAGGUGUUCUCGGACGAGUGGAGACAGUACAUGGACCUGCCCAAAGGAUUUGCCAUCUCGGAGAAAUGCAAGCUGCGAUUAGUUCCUCUUCAGUCAGAUAUUCCUACACUGGGCAACCUUUCUCCAGCCACCACAAUUUUCUUCUGCUGUGACAUGCAGGAACGCUUCAGGCCUGCCAUCAAAUACUUUGGUGACAUCAUCAGCGUAGGCCAGCGACUGCUACAGGGGGCUCGCAUUUUGGGUAUCCCCAUCAUCGUGUCAGAGCAGUACCCUAAAGGCCUGGGCAGCACUGUACAAGAGAUGGAUCUGACUGGGGUCAAGCUGGUCUUCCCUAAAACCAAGUUCUCCAUGCUGCUGCCAGAGGUGGAAGUAGUGCUGGCUGAGACUCCAGGAGCUCGAAGCAUUGUUCUUUUCGGAGUGGAGACUCACGUGUGCAUCCAGCAGACAGCGCUGGACCUGAUCGGGAAGGGCUUUGAGGUGCACAUUGUAGCAGAUGCGACGUCCUCAAGAAGCAUGAUGGACAGAAUGUUUGCACUGGAGCGGCUUGCCCGUUCCGGCAUCAUCAUCACCACCAGCGAAUCGGUCCUCCUGCAGCUCGUGGCGGAUAAAGAGCAUCCGAAGUUCAAAGAAAUCCAGAACAUCAUAAAGGUCAGCGCUCCCGAGUCAGGCCUGCUCUCUAAGGUCUAAACAAUGUGAGAAGUUCAACUUAUACCACUGGCUUUAGCAGUGAUGGGUGGUUGGGAAUUUUAAGCGGUAAAUUGCCCUCUGUCUGAAGCCCUUCUAAGCUGUAGUGUUUGUAGACGGUGGUGAGUUAUCCAGCAUUUACUCUUCUUAGAUGUGCCGUGCAACUAAACUGGUUAGUCAAAGUAUUUAAUGAUCUAUUAAUGGAUUUCUUGAUGAACAAACAACACAGACACUGCGAGUUAAGUGUAACUUUGUGCUGCUCGAUGUGAGGACACGUCAAGUGUGAACGUAGCAUAGCCACUUUGACAACCAUAACAGCCUGGAAGUGUGUCUUUUGAUUUCUGUUUAUGUCUCUGACAGUCUUCUUUGUAAUGUUUAAGAAUCCUCACAGAAACUCUGAAACUUUUUUAACCUUAAAAUAGCUUGAAUGUGAAAAUGUAGAUUCAAUAUACAGUAAUGCAACAGCAUUACAAAUAAAUGUGCAGUAGGUCACAAGCUUGGGAGCAACCAUGGUGACUGGAAACGAGGUCUAAUUUGGAGAUAAAUGAGCCACCAGAGCAUGACCACUUGCACUGCUUUAGUCGCUGCACUGAAUUAUUAAUGUAAUAUGUUUAGUACUAUGUUUCUGUGGCAUUUUGCUUAAAUAGGGCUAGAAAUAAAAGCGAUUAAAAAAAUGUAUGUUGUGCGUUUUUCACUCCGAACUGUAAUCAUUCAUGCUUUUUUGAAAAAUCUCCUUUUUCUUUUCUUUCUUAUUUCUGACCUUUUAACACACAAGUUGCAGUGAAAUGUAAACCUGAUCAGUCACUCUGAAAUCUGUGCAUUAGAUAAAGACUAUAAAUAUACAAAAAUAGAAGAGUAAGAAUAUAAGAAAAUAAAAUACCAAUUUUGAAAAUAUUUUACAUAUUGACAAAGUGGUCAUUAAAAACAGAAUAUUAAUGUCAAAUAAUAUUAAAUACUAUAUUUAUUUUUCUGCUUAGCCAUUAACUGUUUGUUUUUGUAUUUGUUUGUAUGUGGUAUGUAUUUGAAAGUAUUUAUUGUUUUUUUCCCCAAUUUCCAUGCUGAAAUCCUUAUAAAAUGUACUGGAGCUGUAUUGCCCAUUAAGACUGGCGAGUGUGAUUGUGAUUGUGUGUGAGUGUGUGUGUGUGUGUGUGUGUGUGUGUGUGUGUGUGUGUGUGUGUUGGCUUCAUUAUUCCUUGGCAUUAUUUUUGUCUGCAUGCUAGAUCUUGAUUAAACUAGAUAUCUAAUUGUUAUCGUGUGGACAAAAAACCUUCCCUGACAUGUAUGGAAAAGUUUUUUUAUUCACUUUUUUUUAUUAAAUAAUUUUCAAUCAUAUUUUUAUGCUUUGUAAAAGAAAAAGGGACAGGAAAAAUAUCAAACCAAAUCUGCUCAUCAGAUGUUUUGCAUAUGUAUUUAACACGUAUAUAUUUUGGUUUUGGUUAUCCAGUACAAAUAAGGGGAGUGAUUUAAAAAAAUAAUGAUUUAUCAAACCAAUAUGUGCUUAAUUUUUUAAGUUAGCUGUUAUUUAAUUAACAUUAACAGAACUUGCAGCCCCAGGAUUGAUGUCUUAAUGCUUGACAUUUUUGGAACAAUUAUAUUUAUUGGUGUUUUCUUGGCUUCAAAAUGUCAUGCAGUACGAUUACCACUAGAGGGGGUGAUGUGUAGUGAUUUGUACAUGAACUACAAUAUAAGUGAAUGAUAGCUAAGUCAUGGUUUGUGCUUUUUAUUCCUGAUUAAAUAUAGAAGUAGUUUCCCGAAUGACCUCUAGCAUUUCUCUGUUUUCAAUUAAAAAAAUCACUGUUCAAUUUUUUGAAAAGCUCUUUCUUAAAUGUAUCCUGACCCUAACUGGGAAUGCAUCAGUCGAUCAACCAUCUAUCAAAUGUUUGUGCAUCAGUGUGAGGAAAAAGGACAAAUAUAUUCAGUGCCUUUUUCUGAACAGACUGAUUGUACUUCUCCAGAUAGUCUUUUCGAUCUGACAAAAUACCUUCCAAACAUCAUCUUUCUCAUUACAGUAUUUGAUUUUUGUAUCGGUUAACAAAGUAUGCAAUAAACGUUUAUAUUCACUGUA
This is a messenger RNA of Silurus meridionalis, 2974 nucleotides long. It is a transcript of the gene isoc1, whose product is annotated as isochorismatase domain containing 1. The transcript is spliced from 5 exons. Gene Ontology annotation, cellular component: cytoplasm. NCBI's taxonomy places the organism in Eukaryota, Metazoa, Chordata, Actinopteri, Siluriformes, Siluridae. The record is from RefSeq and is a predicted model, not a curated record. Bases 67 to 912 code for a protein of 281 amino acids.